Molecule: messenger RNA, 7533 nt
Organism: Nyctereutes procyonoides (raccoon dog)
Lineage: Eukaryota; Metazoa; Chordata; Mammalia; Carnivora; Canidae
Gene: LYVE1
Product: lymphatic vessel endothelial hyaluronan receptor 1
Exons: 6
Coding region: 197-1171 (324 amino acids)
Biological process (GO): cell adhesion
Cellular component (GO): plasma membrane
Molecular function (GO): hyaluronic acid binding; transmembrane signaling receptor activity
Source: RefSeq, a predicted model, not a curated record
ACGUCACUCAUUUCCCCCAGUGACCUUGACAAGUCAGAAGCUUGAAAGCAGGGAAAUCCGGAUGUCUCAGUUAUGAACUGGAGCAGUGGGAAUCCGAUAUAUUUCCAGAAGUCUCCAUCCAGUCUGGUGAUUGUCUGCCUCCAUUACUACCAGUGACCAUCCAGGGUGCUUCUCUAGUGCAGAAGGGGUUGGCAUAAUGGCCAAAUGCUUCAGCCUGGUGUUGCUUCUUGCCUCCAUCUGGACCACAAGGCUCCUGGUCCAUGCAAUUCUCCAUGUAGAAGAACUAUCCAUCUCAGGGCCAUGCAGAAUCGUGGGGGUCACCCUUGUAAACAAAAAGACAAUCCAGCAGCUGAAUUUCACAGAAGCCCAGGAAGCCUGUAGGCUGAUGGGACUAACUUUGGCCAGCAAAGACCAGGUUGAAGCAGCACGGAGGUCUGGCUUUGAGACUUGCAGCUAUGGAUGGGUUGCAGAUAAGCUCUUGGUCAUCCCUCGGAUUCUCCCAAACCCCAAGUGUGGGAAGAAUGGGAUAGGUGUCCUGGUUUGGAGAAAUUCACUCAGCAAAAAGUUCUUGGCCUACUGUUACAACUCAUCUGAUAUUUGGAUUAAUUCAUGCAUUCCAGAAAUUAUCACCACCAAAGAUCCCAUAUUCAACAUUCAAGAGACAAUAUACACAACAGAAAUGAUAGUCAGUGACAGUACAUACUCAGCUUCAUCUACUGAUGCACCUCACUCUGCUACACCUACUCUUGCUCCUACUUCUGCUCUGGCUUCCACUUCUACUCGACGGAAAAGAAAAUUGAUUUGUGUAACAGAAGCCUUCAUGGAAACUAGCACCGUAUCUACAGAAACUGAGUCAUAUAUUGAAAAUAAAACAGCAUUCAAGAAUGAGGUCGUUGGGUUCGGAGGUGUCCCCACGGCUCUGCUAGUGCUUGCACUCCUCUUCUUUGCUGCUGCAGCUGGUCUAGCGGUUUGCUACGUCAAAAGGUAUGUGAAGACCUUUCCUUUUACCAACAAGAAUCAGCAGAAGGAAAUGAUUGAAACCAAAGUAGUAAAGGAAGAGAAAGCCGAUGAUAGCAAUCCUAAUGAAGAAUCAAAGAAAACUGAUAAAAAGCCAGAAGAGCCCAAGAGUCCAACCAAAACCACAGUGCGAUGCAUGGAAGCUGAAGUUUAAAACAGAAAGAAAUGGGAAGACACACCUGAGGCUGAUUUCUUUCCUGACACAUAUCCUGGCCCCAGAUGGGGAAACUUAAAGGACAAGAACCAAACAAGAAAGUCCACCCUUGGUUCUUAAAUGGAAUCAACUCAGGACUACCUUUGGACUAUGGAGUUCACCAAAUGGUGAACUUCUUCUGUAAUUCUUUCUGGAUCCUAUCCUCCUACCUCCAAAGCUUCCCACAGCUUUCUAGCCUGACUAUGUCCUAAUAAUAUCUCUGUGGGAUAAAGGAGCUUCACAAAGUACAAGGACCUAAAACAACUAAUCAGAACACAUUUAUAAAGAGGCUUCUCAGUUGGCUGAGCAUAGCUGAGUUGAGAACCAAGAAACCAUUGAGACUAAGGCUUUCUCUAUUGAUUCCACAGGCCAGAUCCUUUCUUCAUUCUGAAAAGAUAACACACAUCAUCUGGCAUGCCCUUCUGAGCCAGGCAAGAACAAAAGAAGGAAGGAAAAGUUCAGCAACUGAAGGCCACAGAGAUUCCCAUGACUUGAGACCUGAUCUCUCUGUAAAGCCUAAGUAAGUAGAGAAAAAGAAUGAGGCCAACGAUGUUGCCAGCAUAUGGUAAUUGGCAACUAUAAAUACAGAUAGGGUCAUAGUAGUCAUCUCUGAAUAAUCUGAGUUGGAAUCACUUUUUAGCGAUUUUUUUACUUUUGUAAGGAACAAAAAAAAUCUCUUACAAAUUUUUAGUUUUAUCUGAGUUUUAUCUGAGAAAUUAUUACUGAGGAAAAUUACUGUGUUAAAAAGCAGUAAAAUUUAGCAAACAUUUAUUGAAUAUGUUAGGUGCUGGGAAGGUAUGACAUUCUAUAAUUGAAUGUUAUUUAUCAAAAACUUGCAUACAGAGUAAAAUGUAUGAAGCUAAUUUUUUCAAUUUUGAUAUCCCUAGCUUAUCUACUUGGAAAACUAAUUUUUUACUAAGACUAGUCUAUUCAUUAUUUUCUCUAACAUGCAGUCAUUAUAACCUUAAUUUAUUAUUAACAUACCUAAAAAGUAUAUUAUUACCUCUAUACACAAAAGCACACUUUAAAAAUGUCAUUAAUAAAUGUAUCAUCAGUUAUUUUUUCAGCAAGAAGAGCCCAAGAGGUGUAGAGAUUUGUGUUAAAAAAAUAAAAGUAUUUAGAAAAUUUCUUUGCUCCCUUAUUUACACAGAUGAAUUAUAUCUUUCUUUUUUAAUUUAAAUUCAAUUAGCCAAAAUAAAUAAAUAAAUAAAUAAAUAAAUAAUAAAUAAAUAAAUUCAAUUAGCCAACAUAUAGUAUAUACUUAGUUUCAGAUGUAAUGUUCAAUGAUUUAGCAGUUCCAUAUAACACCCAGUGCUCACCACACCAUAUGCCUUUCUUAAUGCCUAUCACCAAAUUACCCCAUCCUCCAACCUCCUCGCCUCCAUCAACCCCCAGUUUCUUUCCUAUAGUUAACAGUCUCUCAUGUUUUUCUCCCUUUCUGAUGACUUCCCAUGCAGCUUGUACUACAUGGUUUACAAAUAUUUGUUUUUCAACAACCAAAAUUGUCCCUCUUACUUUUGCAAAAACAACAGAUUACUUCAAUAUUGCAUUAAAGUAAUGCAUUGAAGAUAUGUGUUAUAUACCUUUCCUGCAUAUAUAUAUAUGGUCACAGGUCUACUUAAGUGCUAAAGAUAGGAUUCAAUCCCAGGUCAGAAUAACUACAGAGCUCAUACUUCUUUCCCUAAACCACCACACUUCUUUUGCAAAUGACAAUAUAGCGAUGUCAACUAUUCUACUAUGUAAGUUUGAAAUCAGUCACUUGCCAAAAACAACAAUGGUAAAAUAAGAAAAACUCAGGAAUCCCAACCCAACUUCAGGAAAUUUUUCUUAAAUCCAUUUCACUAACAAGGAAAAAGGGGAACACUAAAAACCUUUGAGAACUGUACCCUCAUUGAUGCAGACACCAACCUCACCAAAGACUAAGACUUAACUGCCCCAGCUUAUACACUCAGAAAAUGUAAGGCCCACAAAGAUCCAAGAUAAGCUUCUCAAAAUUCUUAAUUCACAAAGUUAAAAAAAUGAAGGAUUAAUCACUAAAACAUAGUGAUUAAAUAGGACAAAAUAGGAUCAAAUGUCAUAGAUAGCUAGAAGUAGAGCUUGGUCUAGAGGUCUCCUUCUUCCUAGUCAAAUUCUCUUUUAUUCUCCAUUAAACAUAGAGAAAUUGGAAGAACAUGAGGUAUGACUCCAGUUCAGACCUACAGUCCAGCCUACCAAAGCCAGUCUUCAAACAAGGCAAGCCGACAGUCAUCUAAUUAUGUUUCUAGGUGGUACACAGGAUCUCCCUGCCCAGAAAUGCCUCCUCUUCAUGCCAACCUCCCUGGCUCGAAUAGUAUACAUCUACCCCCUUGUAAAACUAUCUGCUUUUUAUAAAAACCAGGCCAACUAUCAAUAUAAAUAUGCUGACGUGGUUCCAGUAAAAACAAACUUAUUUCUAAGGAUAGAAAGCUAGAAUAAAGAAGAUGACUUGAAGCCCAGCGUAUGUUUGUACAUAGUGGGAGCUUAUAAAUGCCCAUUGGCUUGAAUAGGAUUGAAUCAUGUUGAUUUCCCGAGCAAAGAAUCCAAUAUGUUACUGCCCUUCUCCAGACUUUUAGCUAGUGCCCAAAGCAAAAUCAAUUGCUCCAGGAAAAAGCAGGUUUCUAAGGACAAUAAUAAUAGUAUACAAGUAAAAAGAAUCCGAAUGUUUUUUCAUGUUUAGGACCUGUACUGAAGCAAACAAAGAAACAAAAGCAAAAAACUCCCAGAGAACCUGAUCCAGCUGGUCCCAGGAUCAGUAAAUGGGAAUUGCUGAACUACAGAAAAGAGGGAUUAGAGGAAGUAAGACAAAGCAUACCAGUGUGAAAUGAUAAGGGCUUGGACUAUGGCAAUGAAGAUAGAGGACAGAAAAUGGAUUCCAAAUAUAUUUCUGAGACUAAAAUCAGAAAUACUGGCUAAUUGAGGAGAUAUUAAAGUAACACAAAAAUGACAGUGGAAUUUUCAAUUUGGGCAACUACAUGAAUGGUUAUUUCACUAGCAAAGUUAGAAUAUGAGGAAAAAGGAACCAUAUUUGAGAUAGAAAAUGAGCUUGGCCUGAGUAUGUUAUUUCUGGUAUGGAAACAGAAAAUCUUGAUGGAAGUAUCUAAAAAAUAGGUAAAUUUUUAGAUACAGGAGAAAGCAGGACUAAAGAUAAGGAUUUUUUAAAGCCAUUAACAUGCAAGUGUCUUGGAAGGGAAUAAGGAGAAAUUAGUUUAGAGGUAAAAAAUGAAAAAUAUCCAAUAGUGGACAGUGAAAACAGUGACAAGACAAAUAUUAACAUGCAACCUUUACUUCUCUAAUUGCCAGUCUAAUUUUCCCCAUGUCUCCCUCUCAAAAAAGGAAUGGUUUACUUUGCUGGAGAGAGUCAAAAUCAACCUUAGGAAUGAGGAGGCAAGAAUAAAAGGGAAAUGGGGAAAGAAAGAAUCACAGAGGGCUAGGUGUCGAGAGAGAUUUGGGGGAUUUAUGGAAGGAGAUGCCCCACAGUACGUGGGGGCUAUGAUGGAAGUAGAUAGGAUUGGAAGGAAAUUCUUACAAACUUUUCUGUGGCAUAUGUAUGAUCAUAGUUUUUGAGAAAUUUUAUUUUUUUAAGAUUUUAUUUAUUUAUUCAAGAGAGAGAGAGAGAGAGAGGCAGAGACAGAGGCAGAGGGAAAAGCAGGCUCCAUGCAGGGAGCCUGAUGUGGGACUCAAUCCUGGGACUCCAGGAUCACACCCUGGACUGAAGGCAGGCACUAAACCACUGAGCUACCCAGAGAUCCCCAAGAUAAAUUUUUUAAAAAGGAUUACUGUGAAGUUAACAUUGUUUGUUGUGCUAUGUUUCUUUCAUUUCAGCACCACUCCAAGCCUGAAUCAUGGAGACCUAUGCUUAAUAAAGAAUAAAGAAUUAUUAGACUUGAUAAUAUAGUAAGAAAGUAUGGUUUCUGGAAUACUAUCAUUACAUUAAAAAAAUACAGUCCCUAGAGUAGUAUCACUCAGGGUACAUGAAUUAACGGACAUAAGAGUUUGAAUGUGACAUUAGAUAUUAACUGGAUUGGAAUGAACUCAAUUUACUUUGACUUCUCCUUGCUAUUUCCCAAACCUAAGCUCAAGCUCUUAUCACUUUUCUUCUAUUUCAUUGCUCUGUUUCCAGUCUCAGCAACCUCUCUGUCACACCUUGAGUCCAACCCCUUACACUACAUAUAUGAAUUUUCUCAGAUACAGAGCUUAUUAUGCCACUCCUUGGACCUUUGGGGACCCUUCAUUUUUUUUUUCCAGAAGCAAAUCCAAACACAUUACUAUUCUAAGUGGAUAUGGUGGGUUGGCAUUCAGCAUCCAUUAAGUGUGUGCCUUCCUAAACCAUAGAGGAUGAAAAAUUAAAACUGCCUUUCCCAGAUUGUCUACAGCUGGACUUCCAGAAUCAAAAGGGUCUACAAAUUAAUGCAUAUCCACAUGAAUAAAAAGGCAAAAAAGGAGGAGAGACCAACUUUAUGCUACUUCAGCUACUGAUACAGGCAAGUAUGAUCAUGGAGAUACUGGGCUUUCUGGCAGCAAAGCUCCAGAAGCUAGCCUAGCUUCAUGGAUGUUGAGAAGCAAUUAUAGUCAUAGCAGUGAUCAGACUUAGUUUUAAACACUUCUAAUCAUCUUAUAAGUACCUAAUUCCCCAUAUUAAACUUUUUCUGUUUAAAAUAUGUAGAGAGGGGGAUGCCUGGGUGGCUCACCGGUUGAGCGUCUGCCUUCAGCUCAGGGCACGAUCCUGGGAUCUGGGAUUAAGUCCCGCAUCGGGCUCCCUGCAUGGAGCCUGCUUCUCCUUCUGCCUGUGUCUCUGCCUCUCUCUCUUUCUGUCUCUCAUUAAUAAAUAAAAUCUUCUUAAAAAUAAAUAAAAUAAAAUAUGUAGAGAGGUUUCUGUUUCUCUUGAAGGGAACCCUGACUGAUUGAUACAAAUGACAUUAAAAACAUUUUACGGGACGCCUGGGUGGCUCAGUGGUUGAGCCUUCAGCUCAGGGUGUGAUCCUGGAGACCCAGGAUCGAGUCCCACAUCGGGUCCCCAGCAUGGAGAACUCCUUCUCCCUCUGCCUGUGUCUCUGCCUCUCUCUCUCUCUCUCACGCUCUCUCUCAUGAAUAAAUAAAUAUUAAAAAAAAUACAUUUUACAAUUUGGCCUCCGAUCCUCACCUCAAACGUUGAGUCAUUCUUAUAAAGAUACUUCAUGCUAUAACCACACAGGAUCAUUUGCCAUUCCAGAAUUUAAUCUAUUCUUUCCUCUCUCAUCUUUGCAAGUGCUGUUCCUUCUGUUUUCAUUGCCCUUGCUCCACUUCCUAAUUUAUUAGUUAUCUAUUGCUACAUAACAAAGUACCCCAAAACUUAAUAGCUUAUAACAACAUUUAUUAUCUUGUGUUGUUGUGGGUCAGAAACUGGGUCCUCUGCUUCAGAGCUCUCACAGAGUUGCAAUCAGAGCAUUGGCCAGGGCUAUAUUCAUCUCAAGGCUCUAUUAGAAAGGAAUCAACUCCAGGUUCAUUCAUACUGUUGUUGGCAAGAUUUAGCUCUUUGUUUGCUUUUGGCCAAAGUUUGCCUUCAGUACUUUUCCAUGUGUAACUCUCCAUUGGGGCAGCUCAGAAAAUGGCAAUUUGCUUCAUCAGAGCAAGCAAGAGAAAAAGCCAAAGAUAGAUGGUGAUAGCAGGAUGGAAAUCAUAAUCUUUUAGAUCUAAUCUUGGAUGUGACAUUCUAUUACUUUUGCUAUUAUUCUAUUCAUUAUAAGUAUCACUAUGUCCAGACCAUACUUAAGGGGAGGGGAUUUGCAAAAGCAUAAAUACCAGAACUCAGGGAUCACUGGGAGCCAUUUUAGAAGGCUGCCUCCCAUCACAUUAAUGAAUCUUUCUCAUUCCUUCUCUUUGCAAUUUGAUUAUAUAAUGCUACAUUAUCAUUAUCAUUAUUUUUUUAAUCUUUAGUACUUGUGUAGCACAUGCUAAGCUAGCACAUACUUAGCUGGCUCUCAGUAAAUGUUGCUGAAUGAAUGAAUGUACAUAUUCUUUGGGAUUUCAUGAGUUGUAAGUCUUACCUUUAUCCAGGUAUUUAUACUAAGUGUUAAGAUCAUUCACAUAGGGCCAACUGUUCCUGUCUGCCUAAAUAUUGUUCAUAUUGAUGUCUUUUAGUAUAGAAUGCAAUUGUAAACAAAACCAGAAGAAUGCAGAAAGGUUAUUGUAUUUGAACUUUACUCUCUGAGUUGGCUAUUGACUCACCAUUGGGAGCAAUCUCAUUAAUAUUCAUUUUAACAAGGAAACUGCAAUAUGUUUUGAACCAUGGUCAAGUCAAGAAAUCGAAGUCCCUCAACAACCACAAA